Molecule: messenger RNA, 3452 nt
Organism: Durusdinium trenchii
Lineage: Eukaryota; Dinophyceae; Suessiales; Symbiodiniaceae
Source: the annotation of a GenBank genome assembly
UUCGGUUCGCUGUCAGACUCGCGAUGGUGCCAUGGAUGCCUUGCCAGAAUGGUUUAUCCAAAAUCUCAGUGCCGAAGAACUGGUUGAGGCAAGGCGAGAAAAGCUGCAGCAUCUGGAAUUGUGGCAGAAACUCAAUGCUGGACAGCUCUACCAGGUCGCCCGAAAAGAUGUCGAUGAACUCUUCGCGAUCUUUGAUGUGGAAGGAUCAGGAGAGAUCUCCAUCGAAGAGUUGAUGGAAAUCAACAAGGUUGAAGGCCUAGUCCUGACCAGCUCAGAUGUAGAAGCUCUCGGAAGAGAUGCGGACAAGGACGGUUCGGGUCUGAUCAGCGCGAAGGAGCUCUACAAAGCGAUGAUUCAGGGCGAGGUGGCCUACAAUCUGGUGAAGAAGUCGAUUAACCAAGAGAGCUUUGCCCAGCAGCUGGCCCCUGGCGAAUGCUUGAUUGAUGAUUUGAUCGAAUGGAUGCGGCUCCUUGACGUCUUCGCAACCGCCGCGGCCGGUCCUUCUUCGAAUCUUCGAACACGUCGUGGCCCCACCGGAGCGAGCGAUCGACCGUGGCGACCGUGCGGGGUGUCAACCGCGACGGCUUGGGGCCAACUGCCCUUUGGGUCGGCUCGACACCCAUCGAACGAGUACGAGACCAACUCAGAUUUGUGGUCACUGCCACAGACGAUUUGUUUGUUCGCUGUCUUCCAGUGGUGUGCCACGUCGCACAUUCCUGUGCGAACAAAUUGGAGAAUGGCCAAGAACUUUGAUGUCGCCGAGUUUGGCUCCUACAAAUUUAGUUUCAUCUAUGAUUAUACCUCUCUGUGGGAUUUCUUCGAGCAUACCUUCCUGGAACAACAUGCGAACCAAGACUUGAAGCUCACCACCCCUGCGCGAUACUUCAUGCGCAACCAAAUGCUGGGAGCCUCACGCUUCAGGCGUUUGUAUACACUACCCCAAGACUGCCCGUUGCCGGACUACUUGAAGAAGGUCUACUAUCCAUUUCCACUUCCAUUUUUGAACAAAUGCCACAAGCGCGGGGAGCAACUCGUGGACGAUCGAUUUCUCCUCUACCACGAACGACUUGAUACAUUGAAGAGAAGGCUGAGAAGUUGGGGCGAUGAAUACUGGUUGGACGACAAUACCACAUCCAUUUCCGUGGACACCAUUUACAUGAAUCCGGCCUUGGGCACGUGGACCUUCGAGCAGUUGACCUGGUUCUUUGAGAACAACGGCUAUCUCCACCACGUACAAACCACUGAGACCUUCUUGAUCGAACCCUAUAAAGAUUGGAGUGCAGUCAUCCCAGAUGUGCUUUUCAUUCUCAUUCUCAUGCGCAUUCUCUAUUUCGAGAUGAAAGAGUUCGUUCCCGCCAUGGCGACCGGUUUGGACGGCAUCAUGAACUACUUGCAAUUGUGGAACAUCGUUGAUUGGUUGACUAUCAGCUGGGGAAUUGUUUGUGCACUGCUUUGGUUGAUUGCCCUUCUGCAGCUGGAUGGCUUGCAGCCGGCCAUCGAGGAAUUGCCUUUGCCCGUGUUCGAUGCCAUUAUUGAGACGGUGAACAUCAUCAAUAAGACCUAUCUCGCUCCUCAGCAGUUGAACGCGGUGAUGACGCACGAAGAUUACUAUGGCCGCCUUGCCCGGGUCUUUGAUGCCUUUCAGGCUGUCUCCAUUUGGAAUGAGUCUGUCCGCCUCGUCGCUGUGUUGUAUUUAUUCAUUUUGAUGCUGAAGUUCUUCAAGUCUUUCAAAGCCAACAAGCGUCUCAACGUGGUCAUCAACACCUUGACGCAUUCUGUCAAAGACGUCUCACACUUUGCCAUCGUCUUCGCCACCAUCUUCCUGUGCUACGCGUGGGCUGCGCAUGUGUUCUUUGGUUGGAGCAUCGAAGCAGCCAGCUCCAUGUUUGGGGCAGCCUACUGGCGAUGGUCAGGCGCUGUGGACUCGAGGGAUAUGGAGGAUCUCACCGAUGUGGGCCGUGUUCUGGGUUAUGCUUAUACCUUGUCCUACGAGUUCUUGGUGUUGAACUUGCUCUUCGGGAUUCUUUUUGGCUUGGUGUUCGAAGCCUACGGGAGAACACGAGCUGAAGCCGGAAAGACGGACACCCUGCUGGCGCAGAUUCGGAAGUCCAUCACAGAGAUGCGUCGAAAGAAGGACUUUGUGAACGACUACUACAUGAUUUGUGCUUUGGAAGACGAAGAUGCCCCGGCGCACCCGGGAGAAAUUGUGACGAUUCGAAGUUUGCUGGAAGCCUUCAGAAAUAACAAGAUGACCAAGGAGAAUGCAGAAUACAUCAUCAACCAUGUGCGCGACUUUAAGAUGAGCAAGUCGCACGAGGUUGAAGUUGGUUUGAUGGAUGCUUUAAAGCUGGUGGGGCGGAUGCGAACUAUCAGUUUGAAAAGCACCUUGCGCACCGAGUCACUCUUGAAACAGUUGAAAGACGAAAGUCAAAGGCCGCAAGAAAUGCGAUACCGUUGUAUCAUGGCGGGCUUUGACCCCGACAACACCGAAGAAAUGCAAGAGUUCAUCCGUGCCAGCACCUUGCAAGCCUUGGAAGAGGACCAUCCCCUGCCCAAUGCGGUGGUGAACCAGGCUGCUGCUGGGCCACAGCAGAGCAAGCUCUCCAUCAAUAGCCGCACAUUCAGCAGAGAACAUUCUUCAAAGGAGGGGACGAAAGACGUGAUCGACGACACCGCAGAGGAACGCACUGUGAAGGAGAAGCGGAUAUUGAGUAAGGCAGACGGUCUGGAAGCAGCAGUUCAGAGUAUGCAUGAACAGCACCUCCAAAGUGUUCAAGCCAUCGCCGAAGAACUGCAAGAAUAUCAGCUGCAAUCGUCCGAAUUUGAAGAAGAACUCUCGACACUGGAGAGAGCCGUGCGAGGUUACAGCAGGAAGGGUCAAGAAGGUGCGAGUCAACUGGAGGAACGCUUUCGAGACGCCAACCUCCAUGUCGUGCAGGACCUGCCAGACCGACUCUUUAAGCUCUCCCAGAUGGCCAAGGCAUCGCGCCAGGUGGUGGAGAGACCUUUGACUGCAGAUAGCACUGCAGAUGAAGGGCAACAUGGAACGUCAAAUGGCGAUUCUUUGACAUUGAGGGCACAGACAUGUCCAAACGUCAUGUGGUUUGGGUUCUUCUUGGAAUCCUUGUGCUGAUUUUCUACUGCUGUGCAGGUGGGAAGGCAGGCUUUAGUUCCGACCCCUUGAAGCGCCUGGAGAGCCGUAUCGCCGCUCUCUUCCAGCACUCGCAGACCUUCUUGGACCAAGCAGAGGCCCAGCAUGACCUGUACCUUUUGCUUGACCGCUUGAUUUCAACGGUGGCACUGAUGGGCAAAGGAUAGGCAAGGAGAAAGUUAAGAUGGCUCAAUUAGGCAUGGAAUGGAUGCCAUGGUGAACAACGAGAUACUCAGUAUACCCUCGAGCCCUUGAAGCUGUUCGCUGUUCAGCUAAUUGAAUUCAUAAGUCUUCGAACCGG